AUGCCUCCAACUUUUAUUUUGGCUUCUAUGACUAUAUUAGGUGUCAGCACCAUAACUGGGGUAUUUACCAAUUCACUCAUAAUUGUCGUGAAUGUCAUAGACAAAGUAAAGGGUAAGUGUCUCAGCCCAACGGACCUCAUCUUGAUCACUAUGGGCGCAUCCAAUAUUUUAUUUCAGUUUAUAAUGCUGGCAAAUGAUUUUAUGAGCUUCCUUGAUAGUCAGCUCUCUUUUUCUGAUGAGAUGUAUACUCUAUUCACUGUCAUGUUAAACCUCCCCAUCUACUCCAGCUUUUGGUUCACAGUUUGCCUCUCUAUCAACUACUACCUGCAGAUUGUCAUAUUCACUGAUCCAUUUCUCAUACGCAUCAAGUUUGCAGUCUCCAAACUAAUACCACAGCUUCUUGCGGCUUCAGUUUUCAUAGCAAUAGCUACUGGUUUACCUGCUGCAUGGAACUUGUACAGAGAUCCUGAAAAUGUUAACAUUUCAAGCAGUCAGAGCAUAGAAAUAUCUGUUCCUAAACUGAAAAUCUCAUAUCUGCUUCCUUGUAAUGUCCUGAGCUGCUCACUUCCAUUAGUCCUCGUAGCAAUUGCCAAUGGAUUGAUCGUGAGGUCACUUAUAUCUCACAAUUCAGACAGAAAUACAAAGGGGGAUCUCAGCCAAAGAGCACAAAGUAGAUUUCGGGCAGCAAGGACAAUAAGUUGCCUAAUUAUCCUCUAUAUAUCUUUCUAUGUAUCUGAAAUCCUAAUGUUUGUGGAUGCCUUUUCCCCCAGUAGCCCUGGAUUCUGCAUCUGUUUGUUUGUAAUUUAUAGUUACACUCUGGCACAAUCAAUUGUUCUUAUUUUUGGAAGCCCUAAACUAAAACACAUUUCUUCACAUUUAUUCAGUGAAAUGUAUAGUUUUAAAAGUCAGAAGCCAAAAAAACAUUCUGUCGUGUUCAUCAGGCUGAAACAUAAGCCGAAUAUUCAACUAGAUUAA
This is a messenger RNA of Hyla sarda, 975 nucleotides long. Its product is annotated as taste receptor type 2 member 40-like. Gene Ontology annotation, biological process: sensory perception of taste; detection of chemical stimulus involved in sensory perception of bitter taste; G protein-coupled receptor signaling pathway. The transcript has a single exon. The record is from RefSeq and is a predicted model, not a curated record. NCBI's taxonomy places the organism in Eukaryota, Metazoa, Chordata, Amphibia, Anura, Hylidae. Gene Ontology annotation, cellular component: membrane. Gene Ontology annotation, molecular function: bitter taste receptor activity; G protein-coupled receptor activity. The coding region runs from base 1 to 975 and encodes 324 amino acids.